Molecule: messenger RNA, 2094 nt
Organism: Trichoplusia ni (cabbage looper)
Lineage: Eukaryota; Metazoa; Arthropoda; Insecta; Lepidoptera; Noctuidae
Exons: 9
Coding region: 299-1552 (417 amino acids)
Source: RefSeq, a predicted model, not a curated record
AUCUAAAUUUUAUUUUAAAGUUCAGAUAAAUACCUUACUUGUUAUAUUAUCGUAAAAUAAAACUAUUAUAUCUAUCUACGAAAUUUAUACACAACACUAGAUCGUUUUUAUUCGAUGGAAAAAAAAUUGACAGCGUCAAGAGAAAAACGAAAACCUCACUAUUUCUAUUUUUUGCCCGAGAUAUCGAAUGGAUAAAUCAGUAAUUAAAAUUUAAUUACUCAAAUUCUGUUCAAUUUGUUAGCACGAACAUAUUAUCAUUCUGGAUUCCCAAAAGAGGACUUAUUUAGACAUCUACAAGAUGGAUUUGGCGGAAACGAUGAAGAGUGUGUUGGCUAAGAGUACGGGGACAUCAAGUGGUGCAGCGAGUACGUCAAGCUCGGCGACCCCGCACGGAGCCGAGGGCUAUGUCACCGAGAAACUGUACAUGCUUCUGCAGCUGUAUCUACAAAACAAAGGCUGGAGCCCCAGCAUAGAACUCUUACAGUGUUUCAGUGAUCUCAAGGAAUCAUCUAUGCUUCCCAGUGCUGCUUAUUUACAAAUGAUGGCCUCAAGGGUUGGUUUAGACACACAAGGCAGACUGAUUCUUCGUGAGAAUGGCAAGAUAAUUUUACCAUAUGAACAUUUUGCUAAUGCUGUGAUGUUGAAACACAUGAAUGGACCACAUGGAUUACAUCUGGGCUUGGAGGCUACUGUUAGAGCAGUUGUAGAAUCUUACACAAUAGGCCGGGAGCAGUUUGGAAUGGAAAAGGAGUUCAUAAUUGAAGUAGUACAGAAUUGUCCCAACCCUGCUUGCCGGUACUAUAAGAAUCAGUUGGAGAUGACACAGAAGUCAAUACAACAGCAUCUGUCACAACAGCCUACAUACAUACCAGAUGCGGGUGCUUCAAAUCUCCCAGACAGUCAGGCAGUCGAGCGUCUAUUACGCAGCACUGCUCUAGCACAAGACUAUCAGCUUCCUCUUGCACCACAUCUAGCUGCUCUCAGUAGUUUAACAGGCGAGAAGUCCGACCGUCGCAACCAGGACAAAUUGACACAACAUCAACAGAUGUUACUCCAGCACCAAAACCGAUCACUUGGGCACCAGUCUUCUAUAGACAAGUACAGUCAUUCCCAGCAACGCUCGUCGGGAACUUCGCAGGCCAGUCUUGAUACGAAGUCCAAGCAUCACUAUUCUGAUGAACACAAACUGACCGAUUUUCUGAGGGCAAACUUGGAGAGCCUGGAGUCCCUGUCGGGCGGGUCGGGGUCGGGCGCGCACAGCGAGCGCGGCGGCGGCGCGGGCGGCCAGGAGCGCGUGGUGCGCGCCUUCGCGGAGCUGGCGCGCAACCUGCAGCGCAUGCGGCCCUGCGUGCGCCCCGCCAUGUGCAAGCCCUACGGCAAGCAGAGCGAGCAGCUGCAGAAAAUUCUGUUGGACACAAUCCAGUUGGUUCAGUCGCUCCGCAGUUAUUUGCCGCCGCCGCAUAUUCAGGUCACCUCAUGGAAGAAUGAUGAUAAGCUUCGUUCAAACAACAUGGAAGAGCUGGAGAGCCGUAAGAUAGUGAGCGGCAACUAGCCCCCGGACGCGCACGCCGCCGACGGCUGAGCGCCGCGGUGACGUCACACGCUAGCAGCGGACACGGUUUGACGGUACCUUCGGCGGGCCCGACACGCGUAGAACCUUUACCUUGUAGUAAACAUUAUAACAAUUAACACGAAGUAGAAUAAAUGUAACCUGAAAAAUGUUGUGUUACCACAAAAUGAACGAAAUGAAUUAAUUACCUUUCAUUUGUGGCAACACUGUAAUAGACAAAACUUUUAAAAUUCGUCAUUUAGUCCAAACAUAACAUACAUAUUUGUGUACAGGAAUUUUAAUUCAAUCAGUAGCGCAUUUUAAAUCAAUGUAUUAAUGAAUCUUUUAUUACUCGGUAUUUAUAAUAUAAUAUGUUGUACAGCCUUAUUAAUCAAUGUUAUACAGCAUUAGUUCUCAGCUCACGUGCUAGUUUCAUAUUUAAUCAAGAUCUGCAUAUUUUAUUCGUAAAAGUAUUUACUCGAACUUUUCAUUAUAAUGUUAGUCGAUAAGAUUGAGAUAGUUUUACCGAUUAUUUAUUUUUUUAU